Molecule: messenger RNA, 569 nt
Organism: Helianthus annuus (common sunflower)
Lineage: Eukaryota; Viridiplantae; Streptophyta; Magnoliopsida; Asterales; Asteraceae
Exons: 3
Coding region: 44-355 (103 amino acids)
Source: RefSeq, a predicted model, not a curated record
AUCUUUAAUUAUAAAUUUUGAAAUAACUUGACACAGAGCCUAUAUGGGGACAUACUGGAUUGUGUCAUGGUUCGUCACCAGCCAACUUUUGACCACCCGGUGCAGAAAGGAACAACGUCGUUGGACCCACCAAAGUGACCAUACAGACAUCAUCAUCCAGGGAUGCAGUCGAAAAUGUAUCAACUAUGAAGCUUAUCCAGCGAAUACUGCCCGUAGGGAACAAUUCCGAUCAGAAGAACAACCGAACAAGAUUGUUCUAAUGGUGGUCAUGAGUUGGUUAUAUAAGUGGAGAGCAAUACUAGGAGUAAAAGCCAAGCAUAAAUGUGUGGAAUCCAGAGGUGACAGAUCGAUUUGAGUUUAGUCUGUCACAAAUGUGGGUCAAUUCUGGUUCUUUCGGUGACCAUCUCAAUCUCAUUGAAGCUGGUUGGUAGGUAUAUUUCUUCAACACAUACAUACAUGUCCCUUGAUACGAUUGAAGAAGAAGACCAAAGUACUAUUAUUCACAUAAUUUCUUUGUAGUUUGUUACUACUUAAUUCAGGAAACUUACAAUGGUACUCUGUUUUAUAUA